This is a messenger RNA of Lodderomyces pseudojiufengensis, 1479 nucleotides long. RefSeq lists its product as uncharacterized. Lineage: Eukaryota; Fungi; Ascomycota; Pichiomycetes; Serinales; Debaryomycetaceae. The record is from RefSeq and is a predicted model, not a curated record. The coding region runs from base 1 to 1479 and encodes 492 amino acids. Gene Ontology annotation, molecular function: transmembrane transporter activity. The transcript has a single exon. Gene Ontology annotation, biological process: transmembrane transport.
AUGUCAUCAUCUGAUCUUGAUAUAGAAAAAAAUAAAACUGAAACUCAAGUUGAAUAUGCUUCAUCUGAUGAUCAACCAGAAGCUCUUGAAAUUUCAGAAGAACAUAAACAAUAUUUAAUUGCAAAACAUGGUACAUAUGAAUUAACACCUUUACCUUCAAUGGAUGAUAAUGAUCCAUUAAAUUGGUCAAAUGGUUUUAAAUGGUUACAAUUAGGAAUGGUUGCAUUUCAUGCUUUUAUGGCUACUUUUGUUGCUUCAGGUUUAGUUCCAGUUGUUGGUUUAUAUUCUCAAAUUUAUAAUUUACCAACUGCUACUAUAACUUAUUUAGUUUCAGUUCAAAUUAUUUUAGUUGGUGUUUGUCCAUUAUUUUGGACUCCUUUAAUUAUGAAAUACGGUCAAAGAUUAUUAUUAAUUAUUUCAGCUUUAGGUACUAUGUGUUUUUCAUUAGGUUCAGUUUUUAGUACUAAUUAUGGUUCAAUGAUGGCUAUGCGUUGUUUACAAGCAGUUAUGAUUUCACCAUCAUUAGCAGCUGGUGGUUUAGUUGUUAAUGAUACUACUUUUGCUCAUCAAAGAGGUUCAAGAUCAGGUGUUUGGGCAAUUGCUAUUAAUUUAGGUACAAUGGCUGGUGCUUUAUUUAUGGGUUUUAUUGCUGAACAUCAUGAUGCUAAAUAUAUUCAUGUUUGUUUUACUUGUAUUAAUGCUGCUCAAGUUUUAGCUUAUUUCUUUUUUGGUAAAGAAACUGCUUGGAAUUAUAAAGAUACUUCAAGAAAUGUUACUAAUAGAAUGAAACAAUUAAGAUUUAAAGCUAUUUUCCCAGAAAAUAAAAUUACUUUAAAAGGUAUCUUUUAUCCAUUAUCUUUCUUUGCUAAUUGGAGAGUUUUUGUUGCCACUUUUGCUUAUACUACUUUAUUCGUUUAUGAUAAUAUUGCUUUAAAUGUUGAAAUUCCAGAAGUUAUGUAUAUGAAAUUCGGAUUAGGUCCACAAGCUUUAGGUUUACAAUUUGUUUCAUUUAUUAUUGGUACCGUUAUUGGUGAAGUUGGUGGAUAUUUAUCUGAUAGAAUUGUUGCUUGGGGUCAAAGUAAAGGAAGAGGUCCAUCUUUUAGAUUAUGGAUUACUUAUCCAGGUUUUGCUGCAUCUGUUGCUGGUUUAGUUGUUUUUGGUACUCAAAUUGACGCUGCUGAUACUUGGAAUGUUAAACCAUUAAUUGGUUGUGCAUUAGCUGCAUUUGGUCUUCAAAUUGUUACAUCUCCUUUUAUUGCUUAUUGUAUUGAUAUGGAUCAUGCUCAAGCUGGUGCUAUUAUUUUAUUUAUCACUGUUUUUAGACAAACUUUAGCUUUCAUUGGUCCAUUCUAUUUCCCAGUCAUGUUUGCCAAUUUAGGUUUCACAGUUGCUUAUGCUGUAUUUGCUGGUUUAAUAGUUGGAUUAGGUUUAAUUCCUGCCUUAUUCUUACACAUUAAAGAAGCAAGACAAGGAAGAUAA